Molecule: messenger RNA, 1370 nt
Organism: Salvia miltiorrhiza (redroot sage)
Lineage: Eukaryota; Viridiplantae; Streptophyta; Magnoliopsida; Lamiales; Lamiaceae
Exons: 9
Coding region: 118-1194 (358 amino acids)
Biological process (GO): protein methylation
Cellular component (GO): nucleus
Molecular function (GO): protein methyltransferase activity
Source: RefSeq, a predicted model, not a curated record
GAAAGAGCAAAUCUCAUAAAAAAAGAAAAAAAGAAAGAAAGAAAGCAAACCUUCAGAAAAAAAAACAAAACAAAGUCAAAGAAAAUUAAUACUCCUAGAAAUGGAAAGGUAACAAAAAUGGAAGGCGGAGAAAGAGUUGCGCCACCGCACGCGGCGGAAGAAGGCGGCGAUUUAGAGGAGGAGCAAGUGAUGAGUGAGGUUCACCUGGGGUGCCCACCGAAGCACUCUGGGCCUCGCAUAUCCCGUUUCACCGUCUCUCUUCCACCUCGAGAUGAAGAGAUUGAUGAUCGUAUGAAUUUAGUGAGGGGGAAAGCCUAUGAAGUUGAUGAAGAUGGAGAUUUAAUUGUAACUCGAAGACGGAGUCAAUCGAAGGAUUCUUUUGUUAUCUUUGUCCAACACAACAUCACUUCUUCGAUACCAAGAGUUGGCCUCCAAGUUUGGAGAGCAGAAUUGGUUCUAGCUGACUUUGUGCUGCAUAUGACAUAUAAAAAUUCAUCCAAUUUUGAUGGAGUUGUUGCAGUAGAGCUUGGUUCUGGCACUGGGUUAGUCGGCAUGUUACUUGCCCGUGCUGCUAAUACUCUAUUCAUAACUGGUACGAGACUUGAACUGAACUCUGUAAUUUGCUGGAGACACCUGCUUCUUUUCUAUGAUAAAGGUGAUGAAGUACUUGAAAACUGUGCCAAGAAUGUUAAUCUCAAUGCUGGAAUCUUCCACCACAAGGCUUCUAUAUAUGUACGCGAACUGGAUUGGAACCAUCCAUGGCCACCUGUGAUUGUGGUAGAUCCUCCAUCUGAGCAGAGCUAUUGUUGGAGCACAUUAGAGUUUGAAAAACUUCAGAGAGCUUCUUUGCUCUUAGCUGCUGAUGUUAUCUACAGUGACGACUUAACUGAUGCCUUCUUCAAUGUAUUAGAAGCAAUCAUGUCGUGUAGUCCAGAAAAGGUGCUAUACCUAGCUCUGGAGAAGCGGUACAACUUCUCCAUUGAUGAUCUUGAUGUCGUUGCAAAUGGCUAUUCACACUUCCGAAGUUAUCUUAAAGUCGAGGAAGAGGAGGAGGAUGCUCUUGAAACUGAAUCUACACAGAGCUUCGUCGGUAGGCUCAUCAACCUGGAAGAGAUUCCUCAGUACGUGCAAGAGUACAAACGCGGAAACGAUGUUGAGAUUUGGCAGAUUAGAUAUGCCGGGCCCAAGUCUUGAAUCUGGUAAUUCUAUCAUGUCACAUUUUGCUAUGCCUAGAAAGCUUGUCAUGUUAUAGAAAGACAUAUAACGAGAAAUGAGGGAUUGUGGCUGUCACAUGCAAACCUUAGAAUCUUGCAAGGUCGGCUCAAAAAGUCACUUUAUUUCAGCAUCAAAAAGAAAAUGCUUACUUUCUC